This is a messenger RNA of Medioppia subpectinata, 378 nucleotides long. Lineage: Eukaryota; Metazoa; Arthropoda; Arachnida; Sarcoptiformes; Oppiidae. The record is from the annotation of a GenBank genome assembly.
AUGUGUGCUAUGGUUAAUACAAACGGCAUUCACCGCAAACGGACUGUAGUUAACAAUACCGACAAUGAGUUUGUGUCCAACUAUUGCCAAGUGAUGAAGUUUACGGUGAAGAGUGCGGACCCAAUGAAUGACACGAAAGGCAACACAAAAGAGAUGUAUUUCCCGAAGAGUCUGGAUCUGGAGAGGCCUAAGAGGUCGCGAACCAACUUUACGUUAAGACAAUUGCGAGAAUUGGAGAAAUGUUUUGCCAAAAAUCAAUAUUUGGUGGGAAAAGAGCGCAAAUCUCUAUCUAAACACCUGGAUCUUUCAGAAGCACAGUAUUUGGGAUUGAAAUCCGUUAUAAUUAAGUCAAACAAAUAUACAUUUUACCAAAAGUAA